This is a messenger RNA of Fundulus heteroclitus (mummichog), 5008 nucleotides long. RefSeq names its product protein kinase N1a (gene pkn1a). The transcript has 23 exons. The record is from RefSeq and is a predicted model, not a curated record. Gene Ontology annotation, molecular function: ATP binding; small GTPase binding; protein serine/threonine kinase activity. Lineage: Eukaryota; Metazoa; Chordata; Actinopteri; Cyprinodontiformes; Fundulidae. Bases 773 to 3607 code for a protein of 944 amino acids. Gene Ontology annotation, biological process: protein phosphorylation; signal transduction.
GCUGCUUGAACCUGGCUGCUGCUGCAGUCUCCUCACACGCUCAUUCACAGGCUGCCUGUGCAGGUCCUGCAGCUCCGACACAAAGGAAACCCACCUGCUGCCCGACUCUAACCGGAGCCGGAGUGACACCUGACGGCCACUCUGCCUUUAGGAUUCCCCUCAUUUCGACCGUGUGCGGGCUGUGGAGGGGCUGACAGGCGGCUCAUAUUCCCCCUCCUUCUUUGGGAGGCAUGUGAUCCAUCCAGGAGACUGAGGCGUGUUCGUGUCUCGCGGAUGUUAGCGGGAGAAGGGGAGGCAGGAAGGAGGCUUUUCUUUCAUUGUGGAUGCGGCUCAGCCGGACCGCUGUCCUUUUUCGGGGCUCUCGCGAGCUGUUGCACGGACAGGCACGCUAAAGACGGGAUGGACGCGGGCUUGGAGCUGAACAGCCCACUUUUAAUGUGACGUGAAUUUUUAAUAUUUAAUUUUUUUAACCCCGCGCGGACAGUUGUUUCGGGGCUUUUGUGAGGCGGGCGGCCAACGCCGGUCGAACACGCCGGGGGAAGGAGCAGCUCAGGCGCGGCCAGGCGAGCCUGCCAUGACCCCCUGACUGUUCGCCUUUGUCUUCUCACUCCGCGGAAAGUUUCACAUCCGAACUCGCGGGACGAGCAGUCGCCACCUCCUCGGCGGCUCGGUCCAUUGUCUCGGAAAGUAGACGGCGUGUCAAACCGUGGGGGGGCUGUAGUCCUCACACGUGCCCCGGUCCGAGGCUAGAGAAGACCCAGCAGGGACGACCAUGGCGAACGACUCGGUCCAAAGUGACCCAGACGGGCUGUCUGUCCUGGAGCAGCUCGGUUUGGACCAGAACUCGGACUUCUCAGACUCGAGCGUGCAGCAGCUCCUGGAUGAGCAGCGGGAGAGAAUCCGCAGGGAGAUCCGCAAGGAGCUGAAGAUCAAGGAGGGCGCUGAGAACUUACGCAGGGCCACGACCGACAAGAGGAACGCUCAGCAGGUGGACAGUCAGCUGCGCUCGUCCAACCGGAGGCUGGACAACCUGCACGCUCAGCUGCAGGAGCUGGAUGCUCACAUCGUGGUGAAGGGAGGCGAGGAGAGUAAAGAUGAGUGUCCUCAGUCUCCGGGGGCGGAGAGCUGCAGAUCAGCCCACAAGGAGCGCAUCGCCGCCCUGGAGAGGCAGCUCAACAUCGAGCUCAAAGUCAAACAGGGGGUGGAGAAUAUGAUCCCCAUCUACGCCAAUGGAUCCACCAAGGAUAAGAAAAUGCUGCAGACGGCCCAGCAGAUGCUGCAGGACAGCAAGACCAAAAUCGACAUCAUCCGAAUGCAGAUCCGGAAGGCUGUGCAGGCCACCGAGCACACGGAUGACACGCAGGGUAACCAUGACCUCUGUGGGGUGGAGCUGCGUAUCGAGGAGCUGAGGCAUCACUACAGGGUGGAGCACGCUGUCGCCGAGGGGGCCAAGAAUGUCCUCCGGCUCCUCGGGGCCAACAAGGUUCAGGACAAGAAGGCCCUGUCUGAGGCACAGUCUCGUCUCAGCGAGGCCUCUCAGCGGCUGGACCUCCUCAGGGACUCCUUGGACCAGCGUUUGGCUGAGCUGCCAGAGGACCACCCAAAGGCCAGCAUCAUCAAAGAGGAGCUGGUUUUGGCCUCCUCACCGGCCUUCACCUCCCGCCACGGCGCCCCCUAUCUGCAGAACCAAUACAGCACCCUUAACAAGCCGUCUCCUCUCACUGGCACCCUGCAGGUGCAGCUGCUGGGCUGCGUUGGAUUAUUGGAGGUUGUGCCAGGCCGCAGCAAAGGGACAUCUGUCUCGCUGCCCUGCUACAGCCCCGGAGACACCAAGUCCUUCAUGAGAGGCAGCAAGGGGCUGUACGGACGCAGCGGCUCCGUCAGCGGCAAGACGCCCAGCAAGACCGAAGAACUCUCCUCUGAGGUGAGCGCGGUGCUAAAGUUGGAUAACGCUGUGGUGGGACAGACGGCCUGGAGGACUGUGGGAGAGCAGGCCUGGGAUCAGACCUUCACUGUAGAGCUGGAAAGGUCAAGAGAGCUGGAGAUCGCGGUUUACUGGAAGGAUUAUCGCUCACUGUGCGCCCUGAAAUACCUGAAGCUGGAGGAGUUCCUGGACAACCAGAAACACCGAGUCCAGCUGGAGCUCGAGCCUCAGGGCCUGCUGCUGGCAGAGGUGAUCUUCUUUAACCCGGUCAUCGAGAGAGUUCCUCGCCUCCAGCGACAGAAGAAGGUCUUUUCAAAGCAGCAAGGCAAGGCGUUCCUUCGGGCGCGGCAGAUGAAUGUGGACAUCGGGACAUGGGUGCGGUUGCUAAGGAACGCAAUCCCCACCGUGAACAACUCAGGAACCUACAGUCCCAACGCACACAGCCUGACGAGCGUCUCUGGGGAGAUCUCAGUGGAGAAAUUGUGUCUGGACGACUCUCCGACCAGAGGAGAUAACAAGAGAGAAACGGACACUCUCACUCCGGUGAAGCAGACAGAGAAAGAGGAAAACCGCAAUAUAGGGGAGGAUCACCCGGCUGUCAUCGAGUCCCUCUCUCCCCAAGACCUCAUCCCCGAGUCCCCUGUCCGAACCCCGUCUGUCGACAGGCAAAAAAAAGGACCUCUGUCCCUUCAGGACUUCAGGCUGAUCGCUGUGUUGGGCAGGGGACACUUUGGGAAGGUGCUGCUGUCGGAGUACAGGAAGACGGGCACCAUGUACGCCAUCAAAGCCCUGAAAAAAGGAGACAUAAUCGCCCGGGAUGAGGUGGACAGCCUGAUGUGUGAGAAGCGCAUCUUUGAGACCGUGAACAUGUCUCACCAUCCCUUCCUGAUCAAUCUGUUCGCAUGCUUCCAAACGCCGGAGCACGUUUGCUUCGUGAUGGAGUACACGGCAGGAGGCGACCUGAUGAUGCACAUCCACACGGACGUCUUCACGGAGCCACGAGCCGUGUUUUAUGCUGCCUGUGUGGUUCUUGGACUUCAGUUCCUUCAUGACCAUAAGAUUGUGUACAGAGACCUCAAGCUUGACAACCUGCUGCUAGACACAGAUGGUUACGUGAAGAUUGCUGACUUUGGGCUGUGCAAAGAAGGGAUGGGCUUUGGGGACCGCACAAGCACGUUCUGUGGGACCCCUGAGUUUCUGGCCCCCGAGGUCCUCACAGAUACAUCUUACACCAGAGCCGUGGACUGGUGGGGUCUCGGAGUCCUCAUCUAUGAAAUGUUGGUGGGAGAGUCUCCAUUCCCUGGCGAUGAUGAGGAGGAGGUGUUCGACAGCAUUGUGAAUGACGAAGUCCGCUACCCCCGCUUCCUCUCCACUGAGGCCAUCGCCAUCAUGAGACGACUGUUACGGAGGAAUCCGGAGAGAAGGCUGGGAUCAGGGGAGAAGGAUGCAGAGGAGGUGAAGAAGCAGCCAUUUUUCAGAAACGUGGACUGGGAGGCCCUGCUGCAGAAGAAGGUGCCCCCUCCCUUCGUCCCCUCUAUUCGCGGCAAGGAAGACGUCAGCAACUUCGACGAAGAGUUCACCGUGGAGCCCCCGGCUCUGACGCCCCCACGGGAGCCGCGCACGCUCUCCCGCAGGGACCAGGAGAGCUUCAGAGACUUUGAUUACGUCUCGGACCUCUGCUAGGAACGUCUGAUGCCCUUAAAGGCUUGGUGGAGGUUUGAGUCGGCCGGCGGACGGACGCUCCCUGCCUGCUGGCCGCGCUCGCCUGUCAUUAGUUACACUGUGAAUGAACGCAGAGACUGAGGACAGUUUGCUGUGUCUGCAUCUUGAAGAUUGUGAACUGACUAAACAAAGCUAGGACAUGUGGUUGUUGAGCUUAGACGCUCCAUCACAAAGAAGGAUAAACAUAAGACCCCCCCUCCCUCCCAAUCCCCCCAUCCAGUCGUUGUCCACCAGAGAGAAGGCCUCCUGGUCUGCGCUGCGGUGGGAGGAGCAGCUGGUGUGCUCCUGGCUGUAGGUUCUUACUCUGUGGCCUCUCAACCCGAUGCCUUACAUUUUUACUUCCAUGUGUUUUGUGAUCCUUUGUAAACAGAAAAGAUGUGCAGUGGUUGAAGGAGAAGAGAAUCUGUCGGAAAUGUGGCGUUUAUAACUGAUGCUCUGUGAUUAUCUUUGAUUUUUAAACUGAAGGGGAAAAAGAAAAACCACUGCCGUGGAUUAUUCCAGUGAUGUCCACAAACCUCUUUUUUUUUUUUUUUUACUCCGCUGCUUUCAUUUUAUGUCUGUAAUUGGCAAAUAAGUUGUAUUUAAUGCUUCCUGUCUGCAUUAUUCAGCAUCCAGCGCAUUUCUUUUUAAAAAAAAAUGAGAUACUUUGGUUGCUAGUUUUAAUUUGAAAGUGUAGCACAAAAACACUCAAAAGUCAGCAUUAAAACGAUGCUGCAGACAGGUUACUGAAAGGAAAAAGAAAAAUCUGAACACUAAACUGUGAUGCAUCAUGUUUGCUGUGGGUUUGAGGUCGACUCGGCCAGUUAACUACAUGCUCCCAGAUUGUCUUCUACGUGAUGCAACUCAUUUUUCUCCAGGGCCGUUAGAUCUUUAAGCUCACUGGUUGCACACUCUACGUCUUAAGAGUCUGAUUUAAGAUGUUCGGCUACACGUCACCAGAAGGCUACCUGGUAUCACAGUCCUGAGGAUAAUGAACCUUUUCCACGUGGGUCCCGUCAGCAGCAAGGUGUGGCCGCGCCGUUUCUGUAGAAACAUUCCCACAGAGUUCAACGGAGGAGCACACGCUGCAUAAACAAAAAUUGAUCCCAUUUUAUGAAAGACGUUUUAGGCACAGGAGUAGUUUGCUGUGCAGCCGAAUAACCUGAUCGUGUGGGUUUCCUGUGUACGAUGAUAAAAACCCAUAAAACAUGAGAUGACAUCUUUUAUAAAGAAAUACUCCAGGGAACAAUGCGUCUGUUUAUUGCCGUCUUUGUGUAUCCUUUAUGUGCCCAACUCACAAGGAGCGUGUAAUUAUGAAGUAAAAACAAGAAUAAUGGUAAAAGUUAUCACAUGUGCGAAUAUAAAGCGUGUUCCACCAACAAG